UUCGGAGUCACUUUUGGAGCUCGAGAUCCGGCGCCGAUGGCUUCGGAUCUGGCGGAGCGGGUGCGAGGGGUUUAUCGGGACAAACUACCCCUGAUGGAGUGAUGUUGCAUGAGCGAAGCGCUAAAGUUGAUGUUGCAUGCGGUUGCUGGUUUGCUCCAGGAAAAUCCCUGAAAAAGAGGAUGACUUUCUUCCCUCUGCUUGCCUCCUCUUGGAGAAACGGCGAGAACUGGCUGCAGUGGAACAGGCUCUGGUUGCAAAGAAAGAGGAGUUUCAGGGGAAGAUGGAAGAACUUCAGGAGCGACGGGAGGAGCUGGAACGCAAAGAGGGACAACUCAAACAGGCCAUCUUGAAGUUUGACAAGUUUCUGAAGGAGAGCGAUGCCAAGCGGAGCCGGGCACUGCGCAAGGCCAGCCAAGAGCAGCUCCAAGCGGCCCAGAGAGGAGCAGAAGCUGAGCGCCUCCAAGCAGAAAUUGCCCGGCUGGUGACGGCAAGGGAGAAACUGCAGCACCGCCUGGCAGCUCACAAGGCCUUCCCCGAGUACCUGCAAAAGGUUCUGGAAAAGACCGGGCAGUUUGAGGACAUCCCGGACCUCAUUGCCCGUUUCCAGACGCUGAUGGCCACCCAGGCCACCUUGGCACAGAGAGAGCUUGUUGCCCGUGAAGCUGUGGAAGAGGAACAUGCCUGCCUGCAGCAGUACAUAGAGGAGAGCAGCAACCAGAUACUGCAGCAAAACAACCAAGUGGCAGAGCUGCAGUCUCAGUUGGAUCAGAUCCGGACCAAAGUGUUGGAAUUGGAGUCGAACUGGAUCUGCAUUCAGAACACAGCCGCCAACAAGACCUUGGAGCUUGGGAAGGUCAAGCUGGCCAUCUUGAACCUCUUCCAGAUGGUUGCCAAGUAUAGGAAGCUGCCCGCCGAUGUCCCCCCGGAUGACACGGAAGCCCAGCUCGAUGUGGUCCAACUCUGCAUUGGAGACUUAACUGACAUUUUGGCCAAUUUCCGCAAAAGCGAACCCACACCAGUUUCACAGCCCGAGCCUGUGACAGCGUCUCAGUCUGAAUUGGAGUCCCGCUAGCCACAUCUGGCAUCCAAGGACUUCUUGAGUGCCAGGAGCUGGGGCUUUUGCUGCUGCCGUUGCUGCCACCAAAGAUAGCCUUUCCUGCUGUUUCCGCUGGUGACGAUCAAUAAGCUGCCGGUCCCGGAUCCGUUUGGCACGC
Molecule: messenger RNA, 1214 nt
Organism: Sceloporus undulatus (fence lizard)
Lineage: Eukaryota; Metazoa; Chordata; Lepidosauria; Squamata; Phrynosomatidae
Gene: CFAP73
Product: cilia and flagella associated protein 73
Exons: 8
Coding region: 137-1072 (311 amino acids)
Biological process (GO): spermatid development
Source: RefSeq, a predicted model, not a curated record